This is a messenger RNA of Cylicocyclus nassatus, 357 nucleotides long. NCBI's taxonomy places the organism in Eukaryota, Metazoa, Nematoda, Chromadorea, Rhabditida, Strongylidae. The record is from the annotation of a GenBank genome assembly.
AUGGAACCCAAUCGACAACCGCUGCCGACUGUGCCUGAUUUUGGAAGUUUGUCGAAAGAUUAUGGGCAGCCGCUGAUUAUUCACUUCUACAGCGAUCUGCACGGCAACAGAGUAUCGCGCAUUGGUGAUUUUCAAGAUGUUCCCAUUGUGGAGGCUGUUAGAGCUUCGAAUGCACAACCCGUUUACACACAUAGCAUCAAUUUCGUUGUGAGCAUAGACCGCUGUGAUGAGGAUGAAAUAUCAUACAUUUUGCCAAAGUUGCGUCUUCUUCUCUUUCGCUGUCGUAUAAAUUUUACUGUCAACGGUGGGAGCGAUGUGUGCUUGAAAUGGACGACUACAAUCAUGCAGUCAAGAUAG